Molecule: messenger RNA, 1257 nt
Organism: Aspergillus steynii IBT 23096
Lineage: Eukaryota; Fungi; Ascomycota; Eurotiomycetes; Eurotiales; Aspergillaceae
Product: putative O-methyltransferase
Exons: 3
Coding region: 1-1257 (418 amino acids)
Molecular function (GO): O-methyltransferase activity
Source: RefSeq, a predicted model, not a curated record
AUGCCGACUCUGACCGAACUCGCCGAAGAGGCCUUGGCAAAUGCUCGACGCCUCGACGCCUAUACCGCGGCGCAGGGCCUCCCCCUCGUCUCGCUCGACGACGACACGCUAACGCGCGCGGAGCUGCCGGCCGAAUUGCAGACGACGCGGUCGGCGCUGGUCGACUCGGCGCAGAUGAUGAAGCGAUUGGCACAGGGUCCGUUGCUGAAUAUGACGGAGAUGUUGUUUAGCUUCACCGAUAUCAUCUCGAUACAAGCCAUCUACAGGUACGAUCUACCCAGCCAGGUCCCCCUGACGGGGACGGCAUCCUACGAGGACAUCGCACGGGCAGUGUCCCUGCCGGAAGGCAUCUGUCGGCGAUUCAUGGUGCAUGCCAUGGAGAACGGCAUCUUCGAGGAAGUCGAAGGGCGCGUAAAGCACUCUGCCUUCUCAAGGAUGCUGGCCGAGGACCGCGAGGCCAUGCAGGCGAUCGGUAUGAUGGUCGUAGACCUCAUCCCCGCUGGGCACCGCACCCUGGACGCGCUGGCUCGCUGGCCGGCCUCUUGCGAGCAAACGGAGACGGGAUUCAACCUGGCUCACGACACGAACCUGCCGCUGUACGCCUUCCUGUCGCAGGAUCCCGGGCGGAUCAGCCGGUUCGGGACCGGCAUGAAGUUCUUCUCGCGUGGCGGUGGAUUCGAUCUGAAGUUCUUGGUCAUGGGCUUUCCGUGGGCGGAGAUUGAUCGCGAGGAUGCCCUCGUGGUGGAUUGCGGUGGCGGCGUAGGCACCGUGUCGCGCCGACUGGCCGAAUCGACCGAGAAAAUGCACUUCGUGGUGCAGGAUAUGGCCGGACCGGUGGCUCUGGGCCAGCAGACGUUGCCCGCCGAACUGCAGGACCGGGUGCGGUACGAGGUCGGCGAUUUCUUCGCGGAGCAGAAGCUGGUUGGGGCAGAUGUCUAUUUCUUCCGCUGGAUCUUCCACAACUGGAGUGACGCGUAUUGCGUGCGCAUUCUGCGCAACCUAGUUCCGGCGAUGCGCGCCCAUUCGAAAGUGGUGAUCUACGAGUAUAUCCUGGCGGAGGAGCCGGAGCUGAAGUGGUCGAGGAAACAGGGCCGGAAUUUGGAUAUGGUCAUGAUGGCCGGUUGGAAUGCCGAGGAGCGAUCUAUGUCGCAGCUGAGCAGGGUGUUUGCGCAGGCAGACGAGCGAUUUGUGUUGGAGGGAUCGUGGCAGCCGGAAGGCAGCACCAUGACGGCGAUUUCUUUUGGAUGGAAGGAAUAG